This is a messenger RNA of Phalacrocorax carbo (great cormorant), 1716 nucleotides long. NCBI's taxonomy places the organism in Eukaryota, Metazoa, Chordata, Aves, Suliformes, Phalacrocoracidae. The record is from RefSeq and is a predicted model, not a curated record.
UGCGACUCUCUCAGAGCUGCUAAAGAGAAUCUCUCGAAGCUCCUUCUAACGUGCUUUAGGAGAGACAUGGCACAAACUGGGCUUUGGAUUUUUCUACUCGUAAGCAUACUACUGCUGGACCAGACCAUCAGCCAUGCUUCCAAACUCAAAGCCAGGAAGCACAGCAAACGUAGAGUGAAAGAAAAGGAUGACCUGAAGACCCAAAUUGACAAAUUGUGGCGAGAAGUAAAUGCUCUGAAAGAAAUGCAAGCGCUUCAGACAGUCUGUCUUCGUGGGACAAAGGCCCAUAAGAAGUGCUACCUCACAUCAGAAGGCACCAAAUAUUUUCAUGAUGCCAAUGAAGACUGCAUAGCUAAGGGAGGGACGCUGGCUAUCCCAAGGAAUAACGAUGAAACAAACACUCUUCGAGAUUAUGGCAAGAAAAGUAUGCCUGGAGUGUCUGAGUUUUGGUUGGGUGUCAACGACAUGAUAAAUGAAGGGAAAUUUGUUGAUGUCAAUGGCAUGGCUCUACAGUACUUCAAUUGGGAUCGUGCCCAACCAAAUGGGGGGAAGCGUGAAAACUGUGUCUUUUUUUCUCAGUCAUCACAAGGCAAGUGGGUGGAUGAAGUCUGCCGUACUGCCAAAAGAUAUAUUUGUGAAUUUCUGAUCCCAUAAUUACAUUACAAAUGCCCAUGACCAUGUUUAGGGUUAUUAACAUGCAGUUUUGCUUGUUAGUAACCCCUCCCACUUAGACAGCGGUGAGUUAAAAAUAUCCGUCUCCUGCAUUGUACUUACUCUAUCCUAAAACAGAAGUUUUCUCUAUUAAUUUAUUUUCUAUUCAGAUGCUAAAAAUGUUAUGUUUAGUGAGUUCUCUCAUUAGGUACAGGAAUAUGUAUUAUGUUUUGACCUACACUGUAUCAUAUUUUGGCAUAUUAUUUCAGCCUGAUGUUCGGGUUGCUGGAAUUCACCUCCUGUUUCUGUACUUCAUCUCUCCAUGGUAGGGUAGUACUUAUUUGAACUCGGAACUCUAGUGAAUUUAUUGAAAGUUUACAAAAGAUUGCUGUCUGGUAACGUGCCAAUAUAAGGCAUAGGGAUCCUUUCAGUUCCAGCGCUUAAGAGGGACUUUGGGAUUAUGUGAGCUCCUGUGAAAAAUGGCCCUCAUCCAUAUAGAGUUUAACAGGAUGGAUCUGUCACCAAAAGUUUUACCUAUGGGUUAAGAAAACCAAAGGAAACAGAAAAAUCUGAUGUUAAUUUUUAAACUGCAUGGAGUUAAAAGUGAUACUGCUAGAAAAUGGGGGAAGUAGCUGUUCUAAAACGUCAGUUAGUCUAAGCAUGUUUGCUUCUAAAUGUCUCAAUUAUGGUUAAAUAUUAGAUGUCAUUUGGAACAUUCUCAUAGAAGAAACCAAUCUGGGACUAGAUCAUACCUCUACUAUGUAAUGCCUUAAGGUGUGCAAAAGCCUUCUCUCCUGCAGGAUCAGAAAGAGGCUUUAUAAUUCAGGCAGUAACACUGCCUGAAAGAACAAGUGGAGAGGAAGGAUCCCCUUUCUGGGCACAUCAUCACCGCUCAUUCACCUCUCUUCACAUGGCAGGCAGCACGCCUCAUUGGCAUAAAAGAAUGGGGCCAAACCGCGGCUCAUUUGGCCACAUAUAAAUUUUCCCAAUUUAACAACUGACAUUUGAAAAUUAAUUAAAAUGCGCUGAUAUUUUUUUUUGCGGUUCUUAUUCUCACAGUAGAGA